Molecule: messenger RNA, 3509 nt
Organism: Styela clava
Lineage: Eukaryota; Metazoa; Chordata; Ascidiacea; Stolidobranchia; Styelidae
Product: RNA-binding protein 26-like
Cellular component (GO): nucleus
Molecular function (GO): RNA binding; metal ion binding
Source: RefSeq, a predicted model, not a curated record
AUAGUUUAAUACAAAAUUCUGAUUAUUUCAAUCUAAAAUGGUGAUAAUUGAAAAGCUAGACUCGUUGAGAAUAUGGCUUGUGAAGCGACUAACACCAAUGUGCGACGCGGACCCAAGCGCUCUCGCAAAAUACGUUAUAGCGUUGAUCAAAAAAGAUAAGACCGAAGAAGAGCUUCGAAAAUUAUGCGAAGAUCAGCUCGAAGUCUUCUUACAAACUGAGACAAAUGCUUUUGUGUCGGAUUUAUUUGAAACUUUGGAAAGUAAAAGUUAUGUCGAAAAUGAAAAAGAAGAGACUACGCCGCCGAGCACAACGGAAACUCAAGAAAUUCCUGGAUUGGGUGAUAUCAAAGAACCAAAAAAGGCAACGAAACGAAGAUUACAACGACCAUCUCCGAUUCGACAUCGCUCACGAAGUCCGUAUGAUCGUCGCAGACGUUUUAAACGCUCACGGUCACCACGAGAGAGACGUCGACGUUAUCGUAGUCACUCUGGAUCUCCAAAAAAGAUUCGUUUUUCACCGAAGCGGCGUUCACCAAUUCGGAGGUCACGAUCAAGGUCACCGUAUCGUAGAGGUCGUAGGACAAGGUCAUUGUCAUCAAGUCGUUCUAGAUCAUCUUCAAGAUCGCCAGACUCUUCUCGUCAACGUCUGACUUCGAGCAACGAUCGAAUUGUAAAGAAAAAACGAUGCUGGGAUUUUGAACAAAAAGGAUUCUGUAUUUUGGCCGACAACUGUCCUUACGACCAUGGUGCAAACCCUGUGGUAGUUGAUGACUCGGCGAUAUCCUCAACUGGCCGACCGAAAAUUACCCCAAUCACAGCUCCACCUCCACUUGUCGGUCCUCCUCCUGCCCCGCCGAUAAAACCAAAUGUGCCACCCCCAAUGAUGCCUCCAUUUUUGCCCCCACCACCGCCAGGGUUUCCUGUUCCCCCACCAGGCCUAAGACCCCCCAUUCCGCCACCAAUGCCUCCUCCACCACCAGGGGGAGGUAUAAGAAUCCCACCACCCGGAUUACCUCCCCCACCUCCGAGAUCGCAACCCCCUCCAGGAUACAACCCAGAGGCCCCAGCAAUGACAUAUCGGCCUAGUAUGAUUUCUAAUAUAGCCCCACCACGUAUACCCGGAAUAGAGAAUAAUUUACCUCCCAACAUUGUCAGAAUGGGGAAUCCCCCUCCCAACGACGGUGGUUUUGUUAAAAGAACAAUAUACAAUAAUGCACCACCCGGUGUUCAAAACACAGGGGUCGUGAACAAUUUCAAUAACAAUACAAAAUUGAUAAUACGUAAAAUACCCCCAUUGUUAAACAAUAUUACCAAAUUAAAUGAACAUUUUUCACAGUUUGGGGCGAUAAAUAACAUUCAGGUUCGCUUUGAAAAUGAUCCACAGUGCGCCCUAGUGGAAUACGCAAAUGUGAACAGUGCACGAGCAGCAAAACGAGAUACCGGCGCAGUAAUGAAUAACCGUUUUAUUAUGGUCCAUUGGUUUAACCCUCAAGCUAGUAACGGUCGUGGUCCAUCGAACCAAACUCAACAGCGCCCUUCGGUGAAAGAGCGUCUUGGAAUCUUACCCAACCCGAGUCAACUCAAAUACACCGCUCCGGUAAAAGAUCAGAAAGUAGCUGCAAAUGAAUCUGUAGUUGCAGAAGGGACAAUUUUUCGGACCAUUUCCAACCCAGAUGCUCAGAGUUCUGCCUCGCCAUCAGUCCCCGAUACUGCCUCUAGUGUCCCUGAAACUCCAAAAGAUAACUCAGCAACUCGAGCCAGAGUACAACAAGCACAGCAAGCGACAAAAGAAAAACUUCUAGCUCGUCAAAAACUCGUCAUGCUGAAAAAGAUCGAACUACAAAAACAAAAACGCGAGCUUUUACAGGCCCAAAUGCAGCAGCAAAAACUGUUUUUAAACAAAAUUAAAGAGUCGAAAAACAUGCCACCGGGAGAAAAAUUAAAGCUUCUGGAAUCAUUGAAAACACUCACUGCAUCUAUUGAUAAGCUGAGGACAUCUUUAAAGGGAGAGAACAUUCGAACUCCGCAAACGGAGGUAAAAGAAAAGCAAAAACUAACACAAAAAGAACUCCUUGACGCUGAAUUGGAUUUAUACAACGCUUCGUCUACAGGAGAAAACACAGUGAAUCUAAAACAAAAAUUGAAUCAAUUAAAAAUGGAAGCGUCAUCUUUAGGUUUGGUAAAUGCGUACAAAGGCUAUCAACCUGCACAAAGAGGGCGUGGUAGAGGCGCGUAUAUGCACCGAGCGAAAGCUCCAAGAGUUUUUAGUGCAUCUGCGAACCUGGAUAGACGACCAAGGGAACUGAGAAUAACUGGUUUCCAUGACGACGAAAAAGAUGAAUUAGUUUCUCAUUUAGCGAGAUUCGGAGAAAUCGAAAAUUUUGUUUUUGACGAGGAUGGUAUCACAUGCACUGUUAAGUUCAGCUCUCGUGCUCAGGCUGAGAUGGCGUCUCAGCAUGGACCUAUUUUUAAAAACCGACGUCUGAUUGUUGUAUGGAAUUCUGGUUCGAUGCCUGCUCCACAACCUGUUCCAACCCAAGUGACGAAUGUGGUAGAUUCACCAGGGGAACCCCCAGUCGAGGACGAUGAAAUAUUGGUGGUUCCCCCAAAUGAAGAAAAAGAUGAGGAAGAUGACGAAACUGACAAUGUCCAAGUCCAUAUUGGCGAUGUGACGGUUAACUACCCACUGGUGACCGAGAUAGAACCUGAGGGAGACGAUGAUUUAGAAGAAGAUGGAUACAUCGACGAAUUAGACGAGGAUGCUCUCCUCGCUGCGGAUUUCGACGAGGAGGGGGAAGAACUUGGGGAGGAAGAUUACGAGAGUGAAAUACGGUCAUGGAGACAUUGAUAGAUUCUUUGAACUGUAAUAAUAUGAAUCAAAUGACACAACAAUUGACUUACAGGAAGUAUUCCUGGAAUUGAGAUAUUAAAGGUCAAAUGAUGUCACAAUGACUGAUAGGAAAUGUUCUAGGAAUCAAAGUUCAAAUCACAGUUAUAUUUGAAACUCAUAAAAUCAUUUAUCAGAAACUGUGUGAUAGUAUUUAUGAGCAUCAGAUUUUAAACAAAUUUGUUUAUUGCAGUGGUUACCGAAACAGGACCCGCGUGCGCUAUUUUAAUUUAGUUCAAUCUGGUACAUGUGAUGCUUUUUUUGAGGCCACAACUACUAGAGAGCCUUUUUUCAAAUAAAGGUGUUUCACCCAGUUAUUUGUGUCUGGCCCUCCGGUAUUGAAGGUUGUGCAUCCCUGUUUUAGUAUAUUCAAAUUGAAUUUAGAAUACUAAUACUAUUUUUGGACCCCCUCAAGUAUGCUCACCAAGAUGGCGCACAACCUGAACUCAGGUAGUGUACUAGGUUAGGGUUCAGGUUGUGCGACAUCUUGGUGUGCAUACUUCAGGAGUACCCUAUUUUUUACUAUCCUAUUUACAACAAAUCUGGUUAGGUUUUUUGGUAGUUUAUAUUCUCACUGGCAUUUGCAAUUUCAAACAACAGUGGAUUAAUUGCUUGAUCAAAG